CUUCUGGUGAGAUGGUGAGCAUUUCUGUUAGCUCUCCACUGAUUUGGCUUAAGGCUCUGGCUUCAAUUUCUUAUGGGUUUGAAGCUUGGAGGGACAAUGGCAGCGCGGUGAGUCCCAUUUUCGUCAAUUGCAAUAACAGCAGUUGAUUUUGAUGAUAUCAGCUGAAUUGAAAUUAUCAGUUGACCUAGGGAUUGCCUGCUCAACUGAGUUCUGGAUGGAGAAGAAGCUGGCGCAGGUCUGUUAUGUCUUAGGUUAUUUUCAUGGAGAAAUCGAAAGCAAAAUGAGCAGCUUGAGUAACAUGGCACUUGAAAAAGAGAUCCUGGACCAUUCCAAUCUAGCAAUGUCAGAGGAGACAAAGAGGGUAAGAAAUGUUGAUGAUGAAGUUACUGAUGGAUGUGAACUCUUGGUGGAAGUUGUUUGCAGAAUUUCGACAAAGGAAAAAUCAGAAUUGUUACCUGAAGUUGAUGCUCUUUCAUUGAGCAGCUUUUGGAAAGACUUUGAGCUAAAUUCAUCACUCCAGGAGCAGAUUGCAGGCAUUGUGGCUUGAAGUCAGCAGUUGUAGGGAUCCAAGUUGAUACUGCUUCCAUCUCCAACGAACCAACAGGAAAUCAUGAAUUAGUGGUAAUGGGUCAAAACACAGCACAAGUAGUUGAGGAGUUUAAAGUAGGUGUGAUUCUUGAUCUGAAUUUUACUAUGGCAAAGGUGUGGUUGACUUCCAUGAACAUGGCUCUCUCUGACUUUUAUGCAACUACUCCUCAUAAGAGAAGGCUGGUUUUCCAUGUAAGGGAUUCUAACAGAGAUGUCCUUGAUGCAUCCUCUGCUGCUAUAGAUUUGAUAAAGAAUGUUGAAGUCCAAGCGAUCAUAGGUCCCAUGGCAUCAGCACAAGCUAUUCACAUGGUUCCUGUUGGAAGUCGAUCUCAAGUUCCGAUUAUUUCUUUCAGUGCAACAAGUCCUUCUAUUUCUCUUUCUCAAAAUCCUUAUUUCAUUCGUACAACACUAGAAGAUUCAGCUCAAGUAAAUGCCAUUGCUGCUGUUGUGAAGGCUUUUGGAUGGAGAAGAGUUGUACCUCUUUAUGAAGACACCGAAUAUGGACAUGGAAUCAUUCCAUAUUUAGUUGACGCUCUUCAAAGUGUCAAUACCAGAGUUCCGUAUAGGAGUGUAUUCCCUGUUUCAGCUUCUGACGAUCAAAUUCUUCAAGAACUUCAUAACUUAAAGACAAUGCAAACAAGGGUAUUCAUUCUGCAUAUGGUCUUGCACUAGGAUUACGUAUUUUCGAGAAAGCUAAAGAGAUUGGUAUGAUGAGCAAAGGGUACUCAUGGUUUAUUACCGAAGGCUUAGGCUCUCAUUUGAGUUCAUUCAACUCUUCGGCUAUUGAUACAAUGCAAGGAGUGAUAGCUAUAAGGCCAUAUAUUCCUAUGUCCAAAGAGCUUAGCUCAUUUGAAGUGCAAUGGAAAAGAAAGUUUCAGAAAGAGAACCCAGAUAUUGACUGGAAUUUGGAUAUUUUAGGUAUAUGGGCAUAUGAUACAGUUUCGGCCUUGGCAAGUGCAGUUGAGAAACUUUUAAGCACCAGUCCUCGGUUCAGUAAGCAAAAAACAACUUUGAACACAAGUGAUGUUACAAGAUUAGGUGUUUCUCAAAUAGGUCCUGAAAUUUUGCAAGGAAUUUCCAGCAUCAACUUUAAAGGCCUGAGCGGGGAAUUUCAUGUCGUCGAUAGGCAACUGCAAUCCAAAAUCUUUCAAAUACUCAAUGUUGUAGGAAGUGGGGCUAGAGAAAUUGGAAUUUGGACACCUUCAGAUGGAAUCAUAAGGGAUAUAAGCUUAGUUGAGACUACUAAAAGCACAUACUUGACAUCAAAUAAAGACCGUUUACGCCCUAUCAUAUGGCCUGGAGAUACUACGGACAUUCCUAAAGGUUGGGUAACUCCAACUAAUGAGAAUAGGUUAAGAAUAGGGGUUCCAGUAAAACAAAGUUUUAAUGAAUUUGUCAAGGUAGAAAAUAAUUCUGGUAGUUAUUCGGGAUAUGAUGUCACUGGUUAUUGCGUAGAGGUGUUUAAAGCUGCAAUAGAUGAGCUGCCAUAUGCUGUUCUCUAUGAUCUCAUUCCUUUUCAGGAUAGCACAGGCAAAGCUGGAAGUUACGAUGAUCUUGUGUACCAAGUGAAUGCUCAGAAAUAUGAUGCCGCAGUUGGGGAUAUUACUAUUACAGCCAGUCGAUCAGAGUUAGUUGAUUUUACGUUGCCCUAUGCAGAAGGAGGGGUGUCAAUGGUUGUGUUAGUGAAAAAAGAUAUGAGCAAGGAUACAUGGAUAUUCCUCAAGCCAUUGGAGUGGAAGCUCUGGGUAACAACUGGGGCUUUCUUUUUUAUCAUUGGUGCUGUAAUUUGGAUUCUCGAACACAGAGUAAAUAGGGAGUUCAGAGGAGGGCCUCAUCCUUUGUAUCAGUGGGGUAUCAUGCUUUCUUUCUCCUUCUCAACGCUCGUCUUCGCCCAGAAGGAAAGAGUUCUAAGCUCUUUGGGUAGAUUUGUAAUUGCAAUAUGGCUUUUUGUUGUGCUAAUUAUCACACGAAGUUAUACAGCAAAUUUGACAUCCAUGUUAACGAUUCAACGAUCUGAUCCAACCUAUACUGAUGCUAUAGAACUUAGGGAUCGUCGGUACAAUGUUGGUUAUCAGGAAGGUUCGUUUGUGUUUGGAAUCUUAAAAGGGAUGGGUUUUCAUGAGUCCAAUCUUAUAAUUUUCAAGUCUCCUAAAGAUUUUGACGAUGCUUUUUCGAAUGGGACAAUUGUUGCUGCUUUUGAGGAGCUCCCGUACAUUGAACUCCUCCUUGCAGAAUAUUGCAGUAAGUACAUGACGGUCGGAGAAAUCUAUCAAUAUGAUGGACUUGGUUUUGUUUUCCCAAAAGGUUCUCCCUUGGGUCCUGAUAUUUCAAGAAAAAUCUUGAGCAUAAGAGAGGAAGGUAAAACGAAAAAUCUUAAACGAGCUUCGUUUAAGACCCAAAGAUCUUGUUCAGACAGGGACCCCUUUGCUUCAUCAAAUAGUCUUACUCUCAGUAGCUUUUGGGUCCUUUUCCUGAUAACAGGACUCUGUGCAGCAUUCGCAGUAAUUGUCUACUUAAUUGUUUUCUUAUGCGAAAACAAACAAAUCCUGAACGAGCCGAAUUCUACAACCUGGGAAAAAAAUCAUCAAUUUUCUCACAAAGUUCUACGAAUAUGACGAGAACCGGAUGAUCACAUAUUUCGAAUGCGAUCCUGCGUGCAGUGAGCGAAACAAAGCCGCCGUCAAUGGAGAUCAGCAUGCAGCAGAAACUCUAGAUUUCGGUGAUUCACCUCCACAGAUUGAGAAUUCUCCAUCAAUAAUGGGUUACGGAGACGUCACCCCACAGAAUGGCAACUUUAAUACAGCAAGAAGAAACUCUACAACAUUGAAUGCUGAUGACGAUAUAGAUAUUGGAUAUUUUACACCUACAUCAGAAGGUGAUAGUACAGAAUUUGGAAAUUCUACGCCAGGAGAUAACGAUUCCGUGUCAGGCGUUAGAAACUCAACUUUACACAUUUUAAUGACACAGCAAGUUCAUAGGGAUUUUGAGGAACAUUAAUCUUUAGAUUUUAUACCUAUCUGUACAGAGUUUGGAUUUAAUAUUAAUUCUUCGGAAUCGUUUAUGUCGAAAAUGUCUGUAGAUUUAUUGGUUUCAGAUGUGCAGUAUAAUUUUUUUAAUUGUUGAAUUUCAUAGUUCAUCGAAAUUAUUAUUAUCUUAACUUUUCUAA
This is a messenger RNA of Papaver somniferum (opium poppy), 3754 nucleotides long. Its product is annotated as glutamate receptor 2.9-like. Gene Ontology annotation, molecular function: glutamate-gated receptor activity. The transcript has 8 exons. Lineage: Eukaryota; Viridiplantae; Streptophyta; Magnoliopsida; Ranunculales; Papaveraceae. Gene Ontology annotation, cellular component: plasma membrane. Bases 1296 to 3203 code for a protein of 635 amino acids. The record is from RefSeq and is a predicted model, not a curated record.